Molecule: messenger RNA, 7341 nt
Organism: Diorhabda carinulata
Lineage: Eukaryota; Metazoa; Arthropoda; Insecta; Coleoptera; Chrysomelidae
Gene: APC4
Product: anaphase-promoting complex subunit 4
Exons: 6
Coding region: 614-2854 (746 amino acids)
Biological process (GO): anaphase-promoting complex-dependent catabolic process; protein K11-linked ubiquitination; positive regulation of mitotic metaphase/anaphase transition
Cellular component (GO): anaphase-promoting complex; nuclear periphery
Molecular function (GO): protein binding
Source: RefSeq, a predicted model, not a curated record
AGAGAAGUAUCAAAAGUAAUUGUUUUUAUAAAAAGAUUCAUCAAUGCAAAAAAUUAUUUAUAAAUGUUAAUCAUUUUUUAUUCCUUUAAGGCAGAUUUGCGUGACACAGAAUGAAUAUUCAUGAUUCACUAAUACAUUUUAUAAAUUGAUGUUAAUUUACUUGAACUAUUUUUUUAAAAUUAUUUUUUCUUAAUUUGAUAUCUGGCCACUAUUCUAUCCUUUAUUAAAAAACGCAGAUGAAGUCUUCGUUCUAUUUUUUCCAUCAUUAAGUUUUUUAUGUCUACUGUGAAAUUUGGUGCUAUGGAGUUUGAGGUCUGCCGACGAAAUGAGAAACACCAUAGAGUUUAAGGUAUUAAUAAAUAAAUAUAAUGCAUAUUUUUUCAUUGAUUUCACAGAGGAAAUUUUUCUUUUCAUGCGGAUUCUUCUUAUUCCCUUAUAUCUCUACUUCAAAUUUUUCAAUAACUACCUUUAUCACAAAGUUUACUACUCAACUCAAUUGAGAGAAAUAAAAGAAUAAGAGUCAAUUUGAACUUAACGGUGUACUGCGCAAACGAGAAGUAAACUUAACCUUAACAAUCAGCAAAUUUGAAAUUUAGAACAAUAGAAGAUUGAAAUGUCUGUAUUUCAUACAAUUAAACAAUUAGAAGAUAAAAAUGUACCGGUUGAAAUAAAUUUGAUGACAUGGAGUGAUCGUAUGGAUCUUGUAGCUCUUUCUAAUAUAAAAGGAGAAGUUUCGUUAAAUAGGUUGUCGUGGACGAAAGCUUGGAGUUUGAGUCCUCCCAAAGAAAACUUACAAGUUAAAGCAAUUGCUUGGAGGCCAGAUGGAAAAGUUUUAGCUAUAGGAUACAAUUCAGGUGAAGUCUUUUUAAUCGGCGUUGAAAAUAAGAAGACACUGGUUGAUAAAGAUGUAGGCGCAGAAAUCACUACUCUAUCAUGGGUUCAAGAAAAAAUUGAAAACAAAGUUCAAAAUACAUUUACACUAAUAAAAGAAGAACCUCCUAAAAAUUACAUGAAGUACAUAGAUCUUUCAAAAUUAUAUUUAAAGGAUCCUGUUCCUAAUGCUACAUUGGAUGGCUCAAAUGUUGAAGAUACAAAAGAAACUAAUUUUUUGCAAGAUCAAAGCGAACUUAAUUUAUUAUUAGUUGGUACCAAAGAUGGUUACGUACACAUUAGAGUGUUUGGGUGUUUCACAUGUGCAGUUUUAAAUAUAAAUGAAUAUUUAGGAACUUCUUGUUGUGUAGAAAAUGUGCAAAUUAAUGAGGAUCUAAGUAAAAUAUUUGUCACUGUCAAGGAUACAGAUUUUAAUAUAAGGGUGGUUGUAAUAAAUGCCCAGAUUUUUAAAACUCAUACUGAAGAAUUUUUUUGUGCGGGCAUAAAGUAUGUUAAGUUAGUAGACUUGGUGAAAUAUUUAACAAACACCAUAACAAACAUCACAGAAACAUGGGAAAGUUUCUUAUUAGAAAUUGAUCAUAAACUAUCCAAAUAUGCUAAGAAAGUUCCAGAAGGUGGUGUUACAGCCGAUUUUCUUGAUUUAUUAAUGUUUGGAAUAUGUUCACCUGAAUUAGAAGAGUUUUUAAUAACAGAUCUAACUAAAAAAGGAUUGGAAAAAUUUGGUCAAACCAUAGAGAUGAGUUAUGCAAAUAUACAAAAGUUGUUACUAAAAAAUGUCACCAAAUUUGGCCAAAAUUUAACUUACCACUUGGCUGAGUUGCGAGGAAUGGCAAGGCUAGAACACAAAUACCAGAUAAUUGGUUUGAAAGAAGAGCAAAUAACAGCAGCCAUACAAUCCAGUGGUGCAUUUUUAAUAAAAGCUGGGGAGAUGCAGCAAAUUAUUAAUCAUUCUGUGAUAAACUACAAAGCUUUCUUUAGAUGGUUAUAUGGCGCUAUUCUAUUUUUGAUGGAUGAAGCUAUUCCUUCUGAGAUACACAAAAUAGCCCAACAAGAUUUAGCUUACAUUACAGAAUUUUUGCAAAAUUUUGAUCACAUCGGUAAUAAAGAUGGCCAGAAUACCAAAGGUUUCAUAAUGGAACGUUUAGGACAAUAUCUAACAGACGCCCCUCUAGUGAUAAUACCAAAUAUGGAUGGUAACGAUUGGACAACAUUCCUCUCUGAAAACGAAUGCAUUCAAAACCAUCCCAGUAUAUUACAACAUUAUAAAACGACGUCAUUAAUUCAUCAGUUUAAAGAUUUGGCAGUUAGAAUAUGUGAAAUUUUCGAUGCGCCUAAAGUAACUCUAAAAAAACAUUUCACUCCUAUACACACUUUCGAUUGUUUCAAUUUUGGUGAAGGACCAUUGCGAAUGUCAGCGAUAAACGUCAGUAAUGAAAUGAUACUAUUCACUUUCCUACAACCGAGUAGCAACAUUUAUGUACUCCAAGUACAUUUGACUGAUUCUAUGUGUCAAGCCAGAUGUGGUAAAUUUUAUUUUACCCAAUUAUCUGAAGACACUGCCGAGAUAUAUCAAAUAUUAGAUGUAUCAUUCUAUUCAGGCAGCAUUUUGUCGUUAUUGUUGCAAGAAAAUUCUGGUUACAAAUCUGCUACUUUAUUGCAAUUUCCUCUAUCUUCGGCUAUGGAAAAAUUGGUGGAAAUCGAUAUAAAAGCAGAUAUUAGUAAAACUAUUUUACCCAAUUCUAAUGGAUCUCACUUUAAUCCAAAAUUAUUCAGAAAUAUUGAAAUGGCGGCGUCUACUUUCGCCGUUUCAGGUAGUAGAAGAGUGUGUAUAGUGUUAUCUGAAAAUAAGAAAAAAAUUAAGUUAUUUGAAAUGGAAGCGGACGAAGAAGACGACGAAGAUGCUGAUAUGACAAGCAGUUUGUUAAAAGAUGACAUCAGUAUGCAGGAAAAUACAGUUGAAUGAUAAUUUUUUUUCAGUUGUUUUACUGGUUUUAAUUUUUAUCGAGUCGAUAGGACAGGAGGGAGGUGAGUAGAACCACUUUCCAUGUUGCAUUGGUUAAGAAUUUUUGAAUGCCAAAAUAUUUCCUGUACAGCUCUAGAGUUUUAACCGAAACUGCGAAAGUUUAAGCUCAAAUUGAGAAGGAAAUGGCGUUAGUUGUUUUUGGAUGUACCAGAUUUCAAAAAUUCAUUUAUGGUAAAAUAUUUCUAGUAGAGAAUGACCACAAACCAUUAGCAUUUAUUUGUAAAAAAUCUUUAAUUAAUGCUCCAUUACGUCUCCAAAGAAUGUUGAUAAUUAAGUUACAGUUACUGAGACGUUAAAGUAUGAAAGUAUCUCUUAAAAUUAGUGAAAUGGGAUUGGCAUAAAAUAAAGAUAAAUUAAAUGAGGAAUUACAAAAGUAUCCGGUUCACAGGGAGGCAAUUAUUAGUGUAAAUGACGUGCUGUUUAAAAGCAACAAAGUUGUCGUACCAACUUAUUUGAGGAAAGAGAUGCUUGACUUAAUUUUAGGUACCCAAUCACUUGGGUACCUUAAAGUGUCAACUUAGGACAAGGGAGGCUUUGGUCAAAAAUUAAGUCUGGGAUAGAAGAACUUGUAAAUAACUGUUAUACAUAGUUGAAUUUUAGAAACUCAAAUUCUAAGGAACCAAUUAGGUUAGGAUAGAUGUCUAUCAAUUUAACCGUAAAAACUAUCUCUUGGAGAUUGAUUAUUAUUCAAAAUUCAUCGAAACUAAAUCUCUAAAUAAAUUAGAUAGUACACUAAUCUAAUAUACUUAGAAAAAUUUGAGAGAACAAGUAAAGCCAAAAGACCACCAUAAACAAACAAACAGAAAGAUAAAUAACCUUAACAUCAUACAUCAAAAUCACGUGACAAUCGCAAAUGGAUGUGAUUGGUUUUUUCUAUUGCUACGAACGGCCGGGAAAAGAUAAAAUUCGUUUAUGUUGAAAGUCACCAACGUCAAACCGAUUGGCAAACGGCAACUAUUAAUUGUCUAAUAGUCUUAUGCAUUUCAAUGUUUUUAUUUUGUAACGGCAAACGGAAAGUCAAUCGCCAAAAUUGAUAAAUUAAAAUUUGAAUUACUACCUCAUGCACCCUAUUCGCCAGUCUUAGCCCCUCGGAUUAUUUUAUGUUCACAGACUUGAAAAAAUGGUUCGGUGGUCAUAGAUUCUCCACCUAUGAAGAGGUGAUGCCGACAGUUUAUGGCUGUUUUGAAAAGCUUAACGAUUCUUUUUAUAAAAAGGGUAUCAAACUUAUUGAACAACUCUUGGAUAGUUCAACAAUUUGGUUUUCCUACCUAAUAAAUGCACUAAUAACGCUUCUUAAUGAAAUAUAUACUUCACUUAUUAAUAAAUUUUAUACGGCAUCAGUUUUUUGUGAUUUCACUAAGGCCUUCGAUUGUAUUGAUCAUGAAAUUUUGAUUAACAAACUAGAGUAUCAUGGUAUCCGAGGUGUUCCUUUGAAAUGGUUCGUAUCUUACCUUGAAUGUAGAAAACAACUGGUCUAAUUCUUUUUUUUUUUGGUAUUCAUUAAUGAUGUCACAGACUUACGAAUAAAGGUAAAUUCAAUUUAUUUGUGGAUGACACCAGUGUAACCUGGAGUGAUCCAGACAUACAAGCUUCACAUUCUACCAUGGGCGAAGAUCUAUUUACUAUUAAGUCCUGAUCUGUGAACAGGUUCUGUUUAAACACUGAGGAAACUUAUUUAUAAACGUAUUAAAUUUCUUUAGCCCUCUAUUUUUUAGAGGGCAAUGUUUGAAGGGUUCGAAAAUGGUAUCAGUCAUACAUUAAGGUACGAUUUGUAAGUUCAUAUGUCAGUUAUUUUAAAAGUUAUAAAAAAUUUAAAAGAAUCGAAAUAUUUGUUAAAAAAAUAUCAACUUUUUGUUCCCUAUCAAUUUUUUUGUAUAACUUAUAGUUUUUCAAAAAUUUUGAGGUCUACCACAUCUCAUUUUGAAGCUUAAACUUUAACCGAGUAAUAACUGAUAGAGUGAGAAAGUGUCAAUUUUGAAUUAUAUUGAUUAUAAAUUUUUAAAUAUUGAUUUUUUGCAAAAAAUUGUAGAAAUCUUUUUUGUGGAUCUUUUUAAAACAAAUCUUUUUUAUUUGAAACAUAAGUAAACAAUUAAAUUGUUACAACAAAUUACUCGGAACAGAUUUGGGCUCCGCACCAUCAAAAAAUCAAUUCUACGCAUAAAAAUACGCUCUAAAACUGAGGGGAGUAUGAAACGGUUACGGGAGUCUCUCUAGCUGCCGUACUUAAGAGUUACUGUGAAAGUCUAGAAUAUAUCUAAAUGACCUUAAUAAAAAUGACAAAAUUAACUGAAAAGAUGUAUUAUUAACAAAAUCAUUCAAAAAUUACAAAAACCUUCAUGGAUUAUAUGUAUGUCAAACCGUAUGACUUGAUACUGAAUACACUGUUUACACCACCACUCACGAUUACACUGUCUGACGCGCGUUUCGAUAACCAAGUUAUCGUCCUCAGAGACUGAAGGUAAACUAUGAGGGCCGUUUUGGUUUCAACCUCCGAUAGACUAUAAAUAAAAGACAAGUUCAUAUAAAACAAUAAUUUUAUUACCACAACAUUGGUACACUUAUGGUUACUUUUCUACAUAACCACCGAAGAGAUUGAGACAUUUGUCAUAUCUGUGGACAAGCUUUUCAAUACCCUCUUCAAAGAAAGUUGCCGCCAAUGUAGCCUAAUCGUUCAGUAAUAAUAGAGAACCAAACAGACCUUGAAACUUCCGGAAAUACCGUAAACAAAGCAGAAAUGGCGAAUCUGCGGUUUUCUUUAACCAUUCUGUCAACUCGUUAAACCAGGUAACUUGAAACUACAGAUUUGCGUCCUUGGCAUUCUCCAUCAUGUACAUCAUUACGGCCAUCUUUCAACUUUUGACACCAUCACUCAUGAAGUUUUCUCCAUACAUAGGCGUUGAGCCUGUAAAAAAUGAAUCACUCUUGGUGGGAGCAUCUAUAAUGGCGGACAUGUUUACGUGGCUGUAGCAUCACGCCGACUGACGCCUGAAUGACAACAAAGUCGGAAUGUGUAGUGCGAGAGCUUCGCAGUCGCCUACAGCGCAUGCCCCCGUAGCGAUCGGAGGUCGAAAAAAACGGUCCUCGUAAAAUCUAAUGACUUGACCUACUUGUUUUAUAUUAAAUUUUCCCACUAAUAAAACUCCCGCGCAAAUUAAUUCCAUCGGGAAAACCUCCUUGGCGGGAAUCUUCACAUUCAUUCCUGGACCACCAAACUAUGGAGUAGGCUGUAAGGAAUUGGCCCUUUGUCCCUAUUUAAGCUAGCUACUCUUACAUCUUGCAAUUUCAAUGCUUUCAUAUGCAUCCAACAAUUUAUUAUUGGGCACAUUUCAAACAGUGUAAUUGUGAGUAUUGGUGUAGUGAUGGUGUAAACAGUAUAAAUUCCGGAAAUUCCAAAUUAGUAUGACUUGUUGUUAACGAGUUGGAAUAUCCAUAUGUACUGAAUUCAAAGAAAUCUCAUUUAAAACCAUGUUAAAAAAGAAAUAGCUAAAAAAUGAUUACAGUAUGGGAGAAUAUCAAGAUUAUAGAAUUUAUUAAAAUGUUAACGAAAGUAGAAUCUAUUAACUAUAUUAAAAUAUCAAUUAUCUUUUUCUGAAAACCAUAAUAAUGAGGGAGGAAAUGGGUAUUGUGGGAUUGCAGAAUCAUCAACUGUAGACUGUGGUUCCUCGGGUAUUUCAUAACUAUUCAAAAAGCUACAACAUUCUCGCAGAGUCUCUUUUACAUUAUUUAAUGUAUUUAUGUCAUAUUUUUCGAAAUCGUUUCCACUCAAUUCUUGCAGCAAACAAAUUAUGUCUUUCUUUAAAGAUGUUUUAUCACAUUUCUUUUUAUUAGUAUUAUGUUUAUCAAGUGUACUGACCGUGUUAUUAUCAUAGUAUUCCUAAAAAUUGAACAUAUUAUUACUAUAGUUAUCCCAGAAUUAUUUAAUACAAUAUUAGUCUAAGAGCCAGUGGAUGCCAGAUCACACAUUGCUAAGGGCCGUCGCGGGGCCCUAGUUACACUCACAGAACAUACCAAAAACAAAGUUUACUUGUAUGUAAAUUUUGGCAACACAAAUUUAUUUCUGCCAUCUACCAACCGUAACGUUGGUGUAAUAAAAUGUGUCAUUACUGUUAAUGUUUCAUUAUUGUCAAUGUGUCAUUCGUCUUAUAUCAAUGAGAAUUUGUUUUACAGUCAGCUGGGGAACAUAGCCCUAGACAACGAAGGAUCUUAUAGGAAAUAAUUGAAUAAUUAAAAGCUCUUUUCUGUAAUUUUUUAUUAAAUAUUUAUUUCUGGUUAGUAUUUAUUUACGAAUUACACUUUUCAAAUUUGUUUGUUAGAAAAAUUGUAUUUUGUUCUUAUUUUAAAAGUGAUAUUGGUAAUCAUGUCCACUAGCUUUCCUUUAGUUGAAAAUAUAGGCAAAUAUUAUUUUGUAAAUAAACGUGUCACAGUUC